AUGAUGAUGCAAAAGAUCGUUGUCGGGUCUAUGCACAGGUCCUUUCGGGCAACACAAAGGUCGAUAGGGCUGUCAAUCCGACAGUCUUCCACAAUACCUACGCCUCCUAGGUAUGAGGGAAAGGUACCAAGAUACCUCAGCAUGAAAGAUUAUGUUGGCGAUCGGUACAAAGGCAACUUUAAGGUUGCAACUUUUUCUGGACAACCCGAACUUAAUUCAUAUCAACAAAAGUUACGUCAGUCUGUUCAUUCGGCUUUACAAAAGGAAAGAAUUGACGUUCAUGAAUGGCCAGCCCUCCAGGAUUUUAUCGUCAGAAGUAUCAUCCGAGAUAAAAACAGGGCAAUGUAUUCCCUGAAAGAGAUGUUGUUAGAUUUGGGAUAUGAACACCAGCAUUUCUUCACUCAUGGAUCCUUCGCAACAGACCCUCUCUUCAUUCAGAUGUCGCCCGAGUCUGAAAGUUCGAUUCUACAAAUUUAUCGUAUAGUGUCAAAAGUACUACCGGAGCUACCAAGAAUAGUGGCCCAGCUUUUAUUUGAACGAUAUUAUGUUUUCGGCCUUCACUCUUAUUCUGAGCAAUUACUCGACAUCGUUGAAGGUCUGGACAGUCUUACCAGCAUGAACCGGUCACAGUUGCUUAGUACUAGACUGAGAUGCCGGAGAUUCAGAGAUUAUUGGGAAGCAUUCGCAGAGUAUCGAAAAAUGCGUGAUUGGUGUUUGGAAAGAGGAAUUCGGGAGAUCUUCCCCUCUGAUGAAUGGUUUCGCGUGCUGUACAACUUGAUAAGAGUGGAUAUCUACGACACAGAAAGCACUCCUUCUCUUCCAGUAGAGAUCCUCGAGGAGCUGAUGACAGACUACGACAAUCUCGCACAAGAAAAGGAGCAUAGAAGACUUACGAUGGUUACGCUCGCUCUGAACCAUUAUGGCAAAAGCGCAUCUAAAGCUGUUGGAUCGAAAUGGCGUAUGUAUCAUCAGCAGGUCAUCACUAUCAUUCAUGAAGGAUUGGUGAAACGCUACGGUGACGAUUUGAAUGGCGACGUUGCUAUUUUCAACUCUUUACUCGAAGCAUAUGGUCGCGCAGGCCUGUUUAAUUCCGCUAUAGAGAUAUGGAAUCAGAUGGUCAACUCGAAUGUCGAGAUUAGUGCUGCUACACUCGCAAUCAUUUUUGAUCAUUGCGGACUCAACGGUCGUCUGUCAGACGCAAUCAAAAUCUUUGAAUCGUUGCAGCAUGGCGAACGUUUCUUAGAGCUCAUGGAAAAAAACAUUUGGGAUUCAUGGUUAGAAUGCUUGUGCAGAUGUGGCGCACUUCAGGAAGCCAUAGACUUUACAUUUCAUCUCAUGGAGCCUAAAUUGAGAGAACGAGCAGAAGUGUACAAAAACACGGAGACGAUGAGAACAGUCACUACCACCAAGGAAAGGUAUUAUAAAAGGAUAGAAAGCGAACUGACGAAGGAAAGUGAUCUCAAAUAUCCCGACAAGCAAGACUUAGAAUUUCAGUCGCAACAGCUUCGGAAAUAUUCAUCGAAAGGUCUUUCAAUAUACGCACCGGAUGCCAAAACUUUCAAAUUGCUACUAGGUUUCUCCCAUGUUAAGCACAAACAAGAUUCUUACGGUUUCACCCAACCUGAACUGCACGCUGAACUCUUACAGCGACUGCAUCAAGAUUAUCCUAACCUCGUGCCUUUCAUCGAAGAUCGUCUACUCGUGCCAAUAUAA
Molecule: messenger RNA, 1713 nt
Organism: Meira miltonrushii
Lineage: Eukaryota; Fungi; Basidiomycota; Exobasidiomycetes; Exobasidiales; Brachybasidiaceae
Exons: 1
Coding region: 1-1713 (570 amino acids)
Molecular function (GO): protein binding
Source: RefSeq, a predicted model, not a curated record